Molecule: messenger RNA, 2364 nt
Organism: Cryptomeria japonica (Japanese cedar)
Lineage: Eukaryota; Viridiplantae; Streptophyta; Pinopsida; Cupressales; Cupressaceae
Product: probable disease resistance protein At1g58390
Exons: 1
Coding region: 1-2364 (787 amino acids)
Biological process (GO): defense response
Molecular function (GO): ADP binding; protein binding
Source: RefSeq, a predicted model, not a curated record
AUGGCAUCCGUGCUUGCAGAGGGUGUUGUUAAAAAAGUUUGUGAGAUGGCCAUCCAACAAGCGGCUAAUGAGGCUAAAAUACUCUGCAACUCCACAGAAGACCUUGAAUGGUUGCAGAGCAGAUUUAUGGAAAUCAAUUGUGUCUUGAGUGAAGCCGAUGAAGAGAGUAGUAGUCAAAAGGAGUCUGUAAAAAACUGGCUUCAUAGAGUUCGGGACAUUGCCUGGGAGGCAGAGGACAUACUCGAAGAAUUUGCUGUGGAUUCUCUGUAUGCCCGAAACCAAUUUUGCUGUUUGAGUUGUAGUCAAUUGAUUCCUCGCCAUAAAAUGGGCAGAAGAAUUCAAGAGGUGAAAGCCCGGUUGAGCUCCGUUGUUGCAGAUGGAAACCAACUGAAUAUAGUUCGUGCUGCUGUGCCUCACGUAGAUGAAGCAGAAUCAUCAAGUAGAUCCCAGGGACAACAGUUUAAGAGAUGGAGUCGCCUGCCCAGUGAUUCAAAACCAGUGGACAUACAGUCCAAGAUUGAAAGCAUGGUGAGUUUGAUGGAAUGUUUGACAGAUGAACAGAGUUGGCGGCUGUUUUGUGCUCACGCAUUUCCUAAGUCUGAGGAAAAUAGAGCGCCGGAGAACUUGGAGGAGGUUGCUCGUAAGAUCGUGAAGAAAUGUGGGGAGUUGCCACUUGCAAUCAAAAUCACAGCAGCAUCUCUGGCGAGCACUACAUUGCUAAGUGACUGGCAGUCCAAAUUGAAUAAGCUGGAAAAGGUAGGCAAUUCUAACGACCGUGUCAUGGAUAUUCUCAAGUUGAGUUACGACUCACUCCCUGCACAUUUAAAGGCUUGUUUUGCUUAUCUUUCCUUCUUUCCCGAAGAUAAGGUGAUAGAGUGUGAGUAUCUCAUAUAUCUAUGGAAGGGAGAAGGAUUCAUUCCGGCAAGAGAGAACCCUUGGGAUUGUUUAGACCAGCUUGCCAAUCUUUGUCUACUUGAUGUAUGGGAACAUUGGGAAGAUGAGGAGCUGACAAAAUAUUGUAAAAUUCAUGAUCUAUUGCUUGACUUGGCAAAACUCAUAUCCAGUGAAAAUAAAUGUGCAUUCGGUCUUGAGGAUGCCUUCUCAAAAUUGCACUCUGUGAAUACAGGUGGUGUCUGGUGGUGUCGCCUAUUUUUGGCGAAGAAAGAUAUUGAUGAGCAUGCCAUCUCAGAGAGACGCCCUGUUUUUCCCACACUUGUCCGCACACUGUCGCUCUCCUGUAAUGCCCAAAUUGGAAGAAGGAUUCCGGCAAUGUUCUUUUUCUGUAAUGCCCAAAUUGGAGGAAAGAUUCCGGCAAUGUUGUUUAGCGGUAUGAGAGUUCUGCGGGUUCUGGAUUUGAGCCAUACAAAUAUCUUCACAUUGCCUGCAUCUGUUACAGAGAUGAAACUUCUCAAAGUCUUGAAUUUAAGAGACACAAAGAUUAGGAAGGUGCCCAAGUGUGUGAGAAGCCUUAAGAGUCUCUCUUAUCUUGAUGUCUCUGGUUGCAGUCAAUUCCGGCAUAGGCAGGCACCGAAAUGGAUAAGUGAACUGAGGUGUCUUCAGCAUUUGGAAGGUCCGUUUACGAGACUGCCAAAGGGAAUGUCAAAGCUGGAGUCUUUGCGAACACUGCGAACAUGGACUUUGCACCUGUCCAAAAUUACAUGUAUGAAAUGUGGUGUGUUAAGGUUAGAGGAUGUUGGCAAGAUGAGGGAGAUUGAGGAAAUAGAGUUUUAUGUUGAGGAUGUAACACAGUUGAAGAAGAUGGAAGAAGGGAUCCUUGCGCCCUUGGGAAAGAUGCGUCGGCUGAAAGUAUACAAUAAAAUCCGUGGAAUGCGAGGUAAAUCAGGAUUGGAUCCUCCACAGUUUCCGGAGAGAAUGAAUGCAAUGAGAGAUCUGGAACAUCUGGAGCUAGACCAUUUUGCAGUGCCACCUUGGAUAUGUUGUUUGGCAAAUCUCAGGUACCUCUACUUAUACUAUUGUGAUUGCAGUAAUUACCCGGAAUUGCAAACAAUGCAGAAUCUAGUGGUUUUGAGGUUGUGGGGGGACAAUAGGUGCAGAGAAUUGCCAAGGGCGUUUGGAAAGUCGGGAGGGUUUCCACAGCUACGUUUUUUGGAGAUAAGCGAAUUCCCUGAAUUGGAGGAGUUUCCAGAAAUGGAGGAUGGAGCAAUGGCAUGCCUGGAGGAGUUGGAAUUAUGUAGUUGUGGGAAGCUGAAUAAAGUGGGAGAGGGAUUGGAGGGGUUGAAAAGUCUCAAGAAGAUCUGUUUAACUGAGUCUGGGAAUAUGCUGGAGGAAGGUGGGACAUAUUGGAAAAAAAUCAAAGACAAAAAUCCUCAAAUAACUAUUGAUGUUGAGGAUGUGUUUGCAUGA